UAUUACAAAAGUUUGGUAAGGUAUGAUAAAAUGUUUGAAAUAAACGGUUAAAACUAUUCAAGUUCUUUAAACAAAUUCGUCACAAAUUCCACACGAAGUAAGCUGCGGGUAUAGCUAGUUAUUAUAGAAUUUAAAGAAUAUGAGCAUUAAACGGGUCAUCGUAGGUCGGUUUUCAACGACUAACGAGUGAAAUUUAACAAAAUAGCUUUACUGGUAUACAUAAUGUAUUCCAACAAUUACAUUUGAUGUCAUAAUUAUUCCCGAUCAUUAUUAAUAUGAUUUUAAUCGAUUAUUGUGGUUUAGUUUGAGUGCCUCACUAUUUUAUAGAAAGGAAUUUAAAAUGUGUGAACAAAAUUCUGCAGUGUACGCGAACAUUAAGUUGAAAGUCAUGUUAAUAGGAGUUAUAACCUUCAUACCAUGUCUUAUAGGUUUUAGUUUGGCACUGUACGUUAUAAUAUUAGAAGAAUAUAACCAGAUGAAGUUUCGUUUAACCAAUAAGUUGCAACAUGUAUUGGAUAUGGAAAUCGAUAGUAACGUAAUUGACUUGGUUGCUGGAAUUGCCGGUGUUAUAUUCUUAUUGGCAAUGAUCUUCUCAGUUCUUCUGCUUAUUGGAAUACAAAAGAACAAACCCGGUUUUGUCCUCGCUUAUUUUGGGUAUAGUACUAUGCUCACAAUGCUUCUAAUAUUAAGCGCACUCUUGGAACUCAUUCAAAGUUAUUGGGCCCUAGCCAUUCCUACUUUAAUUUUAUCAACUUUUUAUAUACCCUGCCUCAAGAUUGUACACACUGUAUAUGAAAUGAUGCAGAAAGGAUUAUCAUUAGGCUCUGACAGACACAACCUUAUUGAAAAUGAAUCCUUAAAUUGACUGUAAACCAAAAUUUGAUUGCUUUUAAACAUUGUUUGAUUUCAUAAAUUAGAUUAAGAAACUAUUUUAACUAUGCUGAAGCUAUUUAUAUUAUUUGUUUUAAUAUUAUACAUAUGUAGAAUAUGCUUUAUUUUAUAGUGUAGUAGUUAUUUUAAUAGAGGGUUCAGUAAAAAUAUGCUUUUAACUUAAUUUGUGUGCACUUGAGUUUAUUUUGUUGAUUAAUAGUUACAAAUAGUUGUUAAAGAGGUUUUAUUCAAUUGUAAAUUAAAAAAAAUACUACUUUUAUACAAAAAAAAACACUGUUUUUUUAUUAAUUUGGAUUUGUCAACCCUAGAUUCUGAUUGCAAUUUUUUACUUAAAAAGUAUUUAAAAAAAAAUCUAGUAUAAAC
Vanessa atalanta (red admiral) is the source of this 1254-nucleotide messenger RNA. RefSeq lists its product as uncharacterized. The record is from RefSeq and is a predicted model, not a curated record. The coding region runs from base 341 to 865 and encodes 174 amino acids. The transcript is spliced from 5 exons. Lineage: Eukaryota; Metazoa; Arthropoda; Insecta; Lepidoptera; Nymphalidae.